GGUGACGGGCCCGACACCGACAGACUGACGGUCAUGUGUGAACUGCGUUUAAGUGGCACGGGAGUCGAGCAGGGGUGUUCAACCCCCCCCCCCCCGCCCCCCCCAGCCCGGCACGACUGGCGCCGAGCACCGCCCCGGCGCGGGUUAAAGCGUCUGUCAUUGGCAUGUAUAUGUGAGCUAUUGCAUUAACUAGUCUCACGGGCCACGGUCAGCAUAUUGCCCGAGUAAACAUCUUGCCCGUGAGAGAAAAGGACCAUGGCCUCUGCUAUUCGAUGGGGAAUCCUGAGCACUGGGAAAAUAUCACAUGACUUUGUCACUGCAGUAAGAAGUCUGGCACCUGAGGAAAACCAAAAGGUGACAGCCGUGGCAGCAAGACAGCUGGAAAAGGCUCAAGAGUUUGCCAAGUGCCACAACAUAGAGAAGGCCUAUGGCUCAUAUCCAGAACUGAUUGCAGAUGGGGAUAUUGACGUUGUGUACGUGGGCUCGGUGAACCCGACCCACUACGAGCUGGUGAAGCAGCUGCUGGAGGCCGGCAGGGCCGUGCUCUGCGAGAAGCCGCUCUGCAUCAACGUGCGCCAGACGCAGGAGCUGGUGGCGCUGGCCCGGGAGCGAGACACCUUCCUCAUGGAGGCGGUCUGGACGCGCUGCUUCCCCUCCGUGCGCCGCAUGAUGGAGGAGCUCAAGACAGGCACCAUCGGAGAGGUCAAACACAUUGCCGCCACGUUCGGCAUCUACACGCCGGAGAACAACCGAGUCCGCACGAAGGCGACAGGCGGCGGCACGGCGCUCGACCUGGGCGUCUACUGCGCCCAGCUCACCAACCUGGUGAUGGAUAACCAGAGCUGGAGCCGGCUGCGCACACUGGGCCACCUCAACAACGAGGGGUGUGACCUGAGUCUGAGCACCAGCGUCACCUACCCGGGCCGCGAGCUGGCCACGCUGGUCACGCACUGCGAGGUGGCCAUGGAGUGUGCGGCCGUCAUCACCGGCACAAAGGGCAUCAUGAAGCUGCUGCCGCCGUUCCACGCGCCCACGGAACUGGUGCUGCCGUCGGGCACCGUCUCCUACCCGGUGCCGCCCUCCUUCCCGGGCGCGCAGUACAACUUUGAGAACUCAGCCGGCCUCCAGUACGAGGCGCUGCACGUGGCCGAGUGCCUCCGGAAAGGUCUGAAGGAGUCGCCGCUGAUGUCUCUCUAUGACACCAUCCGCACGGCCGAGAUGGUGGAGGCCAUGAGGAAGUCUGCCGGCGUCGAAUAUCCCGAGGACGACUUCCAUUUCGACAGCAGCACGCCCUCAUUCAACCAGGAUUGUUGCAUGUAGGGCGGGUCAAAGGCGCGUAUCGCUCCUACAAGCCAUGGGGCAGCCGCUGUUAACGGGGUCAGACCAGGGGCACCAAAAGGGCGCAGAAGCAGUGUUGGGAUAGAUGCUUAGGACCCCUAUGCGCGAAAAAAAAACUCGAAAGGGGGAUGGGUUCAGACUAGGGGUAAGACCGCAGGGCUCGGGACCAAUUUUUUGGACUGGGAGUUCCGGUGUGCGGGAUUUCCGUUUACCGCACUUGUCUAAGCCAGUCUCUGCAGGUUUCUGCACUGCCUUCUUCAGAAUCUAUUCGGAUUCGUAGUUAACCGUGUCAUGCUACCCCGUGAGCUGAUGGCGUGAGAUGAUGGUAGAGGGUCGGCAGGCCCGUCGGCGGUGCUUACCAGUUCGACAGUGCAGUUAGUGUGGGACAGUUUAAGAGUAAUCGCUCUACUUCACCGUACAGAUAUCGGAUAUCAACCGUGCCUGAAGAUGUAGAGCGUCGCUAAAAGUGGGAUGAUUCGCGGGCCCAGGGCUGGCCACGGCUAUGUGUGCUGCGGUCACGGAUUGGAACGGUAUUACGGUGGAUCAGAGGCGAAUGCCAGGGGCUACGUCAGUGUUUGUUGUUAUAUGCCUACAGUUGAAUGGUAUUUUAGAAGCAGGACAAUGCCCACUAAUCACUUUGAUUAAGCAUUGUAGCCGUAUUACCGAUCUAUCGCUGGAAAUAGUUAGCUAGGUGCCUUUUUGAGGACCGGAACUUUAUUUUGACAUGUAUGUACCUAAUUGCGUGCCAUCAAUGUAUCUUGAUUGCAUGCGUGGGGCUUGUCAGCCGACCACGAAGAUUGCUUGGGGCCUAGCUUGAAAACUGUGAUUCAGAGUGGUUAUAUUCCAUAUAUUUUGAUAAUCUUACGAUAUUUGAAAUCCAAUGAAGUCAUGAGCUUUGAUGAUGCCGUGCGCCGGUGCUGGGUCUUUUAUCAUGCGUGCUGACAUCUGUUGGUGUUCCGAUGCGAAGUGCCGUUGUUGGUUCACCGAUUAAUCCGCUGUGCUUAUUAAUACAAACUACUGUCACUUGA
Molecule: messenger RNA, 2366 nt
Organism: Amphibalanus amphitrite
Lineage: Eukaryota; Metazoa; Arthropoda; Thecostraca; Balanomorpha; Balanidae
Product: trans-1,2-dihydrobenzene-1,2-diol dehydrogenase-like
Exons: 7
Coding region: 256-1320 (354 amino acids)
Molecular function (GO): nucleotide binding
Source: RefSeq, a predicted model, not a curated record